CGCGCUCCCCCCGCCGCCAGCCCGCCCAUCGCCUUAUCACUGCCAACCCGCAUUGUUCCCAAUUGGGAGUGCUUAUUAAUCGGACUACGACAUCUCGUCCUACCAGCUAAAUUUCAUACAACUUUCUCAUCCCUGCUCUUUUCUUCCUCCACAGUCGUUAUGGAUCAGAUAGACACUGGAAUCAACGCCGUCCGCGCAGGUUCCCUCUACGGAAAUGGCUGGGACUUGUCUGGACACCUCCCGCUCAUGUUCUUCGGACAAAGUGGCGAUGUCGCUCCCAUAGCCGCCCACAACGGGUCGGUGCCUUCAGCACCAGCAGGAUUGUUAGCAUGUUCAUCGCCUGAUGGAUGGGGUCCAUUAUCUCCCGUCUACAAGGACUUCACCCCCUGCUUCCUUCAGGGUGUGUUGUUUGGGGGCAGUGCCUUGCUCAUGGUGCUCGUGGGUCUCUACCAGAUCCAUGUGCUUAGAAACAGAAAAAUCACCUCCGGUAACAGAGUGGCAUGGUCGUUCUACGCCAAGUUGGUAUUGGUGGCAGUCCACUUGGGGUUCCAGGUGGGUUUGUACAACCUCAAUGGCGAGACAGGCAUCAUUUCUACAGCAUUGGCAUUGAACGCAGGUGCCACCGUGGUGGCGUUUGCCAUCCACUACAUCGAGCAAUUCAAGGCCACCAUCCCCAAUGGCGUCUUGUUGUUCUACUGGCUCUUCCAGAUCAUCUUCAACUUGACACGCGUGGUCAACCUUAACUUGAGAAACCAGAUCCACACCCAGUUCGCCAACUUGGUGAUCUUGUCCACCUUCAGCUCGUUGCUCGUGCUCUCAGCCGAGCUCUACUUCCCCAUCACCCCCAUCUCGUCGUUUGCGUCGCCUAAGGUUUCUCCCUACGACAACGCCAACAUCUUCUCCAGAAUCACCUUUGAGUGGAUGGGUGGCUUGAUGAAGAAGGGUUACGUUCAGUACUUGACUGAGAAGGACUUGCCAACCUUGCCUGCGGAAUUGAAGGCUACCAGAACCUCCAACGAAUUCUACCGCUACUGGAGAGCCCAAUCCAAGCCUUCAUUGUUUUGGGCCUUCUACAAAGCAUUCGGUGCUCAAUUCGUGUUGGGUGGUGUUUUCAAGGGCUUGCAAGACUCCCUUUCCUUCAUCCAGCCUCAAUUGUUGAGAUUGUUGAUUAAUUUCGUUAAUGACUACUCCAGAUCCGUCAAGGAAGGCGAGCCUAUUCCUUUGACCAAGGGUUUCAUGAUUGCAGGAAGUAUGUUCAUCGUCUCCGUCACUCAAACCGCUUGUUUGCACCAAUAUUUCCAAAGAGCCUUCGAUUUGGGUAUGAAACUCAAGUCCUCUCUUACUUCCGUGAUUUACAGUAAAGCAUUGAUUUUAUCUAAUGAAACUAAACUGGAAUCCAACACCGGUGACAUUGUCAACUUGAUGUCGGUUGACACCCAAAGAUUGCAAGACUUGGUGCAAAACUUGCAGAUCAUCUGGUCUGGUCCUUUCCAAAUUAUCUUGUGUUUGUACUCCUUGCACGGUUUGAUUGGUAACUCCAUGUGGGCCGGUGUGGUCAUCAUGGUGGUUAUGAUUCCUUUGAACGCUUAUCUUGCCACCUUCCAAAAGAAGUUGCAAAAGACCCAAAUGAAGUACAAGGAUGAAAGAACCAGAUUGAUCAGUGAAAUUUUGAACAACAUCAAAUCCUUGAAGUUGUAUGGCUGGGAACACCCAUACUUGGAAAAGUUGAAUGUUGUUAGAAACGAGAAGGAAUUGAACAACUUGAUGAAGAUGGGUGUUUUCAGAGCCGCUUCUACUUCCACUUGGACCUUGGCUCCAUUUUUGGUUUCUUGUUCUACCUUUGCCCUCUUCGUGUUAACCCAAAGCGAAAGAAGUUUGUCUACUGAUCUUGUAUUCCCAGCUUUAGCUUUGUUCAACUUGUUGCAAUUCCCAUUGGCUAUGGUUCCUAACGUCAUCACUAACGUCGUUGAAGCUCAAGUCGCUGUCUCUAGAUUGACCAAGUUCUUGACUGCUGCUGAAUUACAAUCCGAUGCCGUUGUCAAGGCUCCAAGAGCCGAAAAGAUUGGUGACACUGCUGUCUCCAUCAACAACGGUACUUUCUUGUGGUCCAAGGCCAAGGGUGACCAAAACUACAAGGUUGCUUUGUCCAGCAUCAACUUGGAAGCCAAGAAGGGUGAAUUGGACUGUAUUGUUGGUAAGGUUGGUUCUGGUAAAUCUUCUAUCAUCCAAGCUAUUUUGGGUGACUUGUACAAGUUAGAUGGUAGUGUCAAGAUUCAUGGUAAGGUUGCUUAUGUUUCCCAAGUUCCUUGGAUCAUGAACGGUACUGUCAAGGAUAACAUCUUGUUUGGUCACAGAUAUGACCCCGAAUUUUACCAACACGUCUUGAAGGCAUGUGCCUUAACCAUUGAUUUGAAGAUCUUACCAAAGGGUGAUCAAACCGAAGUUGGUGAAAAGGGUAUUUCUCUUUCUGGUGGUCAAAAGGCUAGAUUGUCUCUUGCCAGAGCUGUCUAUGCUAGAGCUGAUGUCUAUUUGUUGGAUGAUCCUUUGAGUGCUGUGGAUGAACACGUCGGUAAGCAUUUGACUGAUCACGUUUUAGGUCCAAAUGGUUUGUUGAAGACCAAGUGUAAAGUUUUGGCUACCAACUCUAUUAAUGUGUUGAGUAUUGCUGACAAGUUGCAUAUGGUUAGUGAUGGUAGACUUAUCGAACAAGGUAGUUACGAAGAUAUCAUGAAGCAAGACAACUCUAAGUUGCGUCAAUUGAUCAAUGAAUUCGGAAGAAAGAAGGAAGAAUCUCCUUCCAAGACUGAAGAAACUGAAACCGAUGGUACCAAGAGUCCUGAUGUUGAAUUAGAAUUGGACUCUGAUUCUGAUUUUGAAGUUGGUAGUUUAAGAAGAGCUUCUGAUGCUUCUUUGAACUUUGACGAUGCUGAUGAACAAGAAGAAGAUGACGAAACCAAGGCAAGAAAGGAACAUUUGGAACAAGGUCAAGUCAAGUGGGAUGUUUACAAGGCUUACGCCAAGGCAUGUAACCCUCUUUCCGUUAUGGUUUACUUGGGAUGUGUUAUUUUGAGUAUGGCUGUCAGUGUUGGUUCUAAUGUUUGGUUAAAGCAUUGGUCUGAAGUUAACACCGAAGUUGGCUACAACCCUCACGUUGGUAUGUACUUGGGUGUCUACUUUUUGAUGGGUUUCGGAUACUCUAUUGCCACUUUACUUCAAAACGCUUUCAUGUGGAUUUUCUGCACCAUCCAAGGUUCAAGAAGAUUGCACAAUCUGAUGGCCACUACUGUCUUGAGAGCUCCAAUGUCUUUCUUCGAAACCACCCCAAUCGGUAGAAUUUUGAACAGAUUUUCAAGUGAUGUCUACAAGAUCGAUGAAGUUUUGGGCUCUGUAUUUGGUAUGUUCUUCGCCAACAGUGUUAGAGUUCUCUUCACUAUCGGUGUUAUCAGUUUCUCCACAUGGCAAUUUGUUUUCGUUAUUGUCCCACUUGGAACCUUGUACAUUUACUACCAGCAAUACUACUUGAGAACUUCUCGUGAAUUGAGAAGAUUGGAUUCCGUUUCGAGAUCUCCAAUCUUUGCCAACUUCCAGGAAUCUUUAACUGGUGUCUCUAUUAUUAGAGCUUACGGUCAAGAGGAAAGAUUCAGAUUCAUGAAUGAACACAGAAUUGAUAAGAACAUGAGUGCUUAUCACCCUGCUAUUAAUGCCAACAGAUGGUUGGCUGUUAGAUUGGAGUUCUUGGGUUCUAUUAUCAUUUUGGCCUCUGCUGGUUUAUCUAUUCUUACUUUGAGCUCAGGUACUUUAUCUGCCGGUAUGGUUGGUUUGUCUGUGUCUUAUGCCUUGCAAACUACCCAAGCUUUGAACUGGAUUGUCAGAAUGACCGUUGAAGUCGAAACCAACAUCGUUUCCGUUGAAAGAAUUUUGGAAUACUCUGAAUUAACCUCCGAAGCUCCAGAAAUUAUUGAAGAUCACAGACCAUCGAAGGAAUGGCCAGCAAAUGGUGAAAUCAAGUUCCAAAACUAUUCUACCAGAUAUAGACCAGAAUUAGACUUGGUUUUGAAGAACAUUAACUUGGACAUCAAGCCAAGAGAAAAGAUCGGUAUUGUUGGAAGAACCGGUGCUGGUAAGUCUUCGAUUACCUUGGCUUUAUUUAGAAUCAUUGAAAAGUAUGGCGGUGACAUUGCAAUUGAUGGAAUUGACACUUCUUCUAUUGGUUUGUUAGACUUGAGACAAAAACUCUCUAUUAUUCCACAAGACUCCCAAGUCUUUGAAGGUACCAUUAGAUCGAACUUGGAUCCAACUGAUGUUUUCACUGAUGAACAAAUCUGGAAAGCAUUGGAAUUGUCCCACUUGAAAGACCACGUGAAUAAGAUGUACUCCCAAAGGGACGAAGAUAGCACUAUCGAAUCUGCUUUGGAUGUUGCCAUUCAAGAAGGUGGCUCUAACUUGUCUAUCGGUCAAAGACAAUUGAUGUGCUUGGGUAGAGUCCUUCUUAAAUUGACCGAGUCUAACAUCUUGGUUCUUGAUGAAGCUACUGCUGCAGUCGAUGUUGAAACUGAUAAGAUUCUUCAAGAGACUAUCAGAACUGAGUUCAAGAACAAGACCAUCAUUACCAUUGCUCAUAGAUUGAAUACCAUUUUGGAUUCUGAUAGAAUUAUCGUUUUAGAAAAGGGAGAAGUUGCUGAAUUCGACUCACCAGCCAACUUACUUAAGAAGAAAGACAGUUUGUUUUACGCCUUGUGCAAGCAAGGUGGUUUCGUUGACGAAUAAGGAACAAGCUUAUAGUUGGAAAAUUCUCAAUAGAAUCGAUAACAGUAAUAAAAGUUUAAGAUAUUCGUACUAUGUGCACAAAGUGAAACGUUCUUGGAACUAUUAUGGCAAAAUGAUGUCAGAAAUAAAUUAAUAUGCUAUAAACAGAAU
Molecule: messenger RNA, 4917 nt
Organism: Suhomyces tanzawaensis NRRL Y-17324
Lineage: Eukaryota; Fungi; Ascomycota; Pichiomycetes; Serinales; Debaryomycetaceae
Gene: YCF1
Product: ATP-binding cassette glutathione S-conjugate transporter
Exons: 1
Coding region: 160-4767 (1535 amino acids)
Biological process (GO): transmembrane transport
Cellular component (GO): membrane
Molecular function (GO): ABC-type transporter activity; ATP binding; ATP hydrolysis activity
Source: RefSeq, a predicted model, not a curated record